Molecule: messenger RNA, 345 nt
Organism: Monoraphidium neglectum
Lineage: Eukaryota; Viridiplantae; Chlorophyta; Chlorophyceae; Sphaeropleales; Selenastraceae
Exons: 1
Coding region: 1-345 (114 amino acids)
Source: RefSeq, a predicted model, not a curated record
AUGUUCCCGAGGGCGCCGUGGCGCCGGCCCGGGCAAGCGCCACGGCCGCCGCAGCAGCAGCAGCAGCAGCAGCAGCAGCAGCAGCAGCAGCAGCAGCAGCAGCAGCAGCAGCAGCAGCAGCAGCAGCAGCAGCAGCAGCAGCAGCAGCAGCAACAACAGCAGCAGGAGCAGCAGCCGCAGCAGCAGCAUCAGCAUCAGCAGCGGCAGCAGCAGCAGCAGCAGCGGCAGCCGCUGGCGGCUGCCCCGGCUGAGGACCUCGAGGCCCUUUACACCUCUUCCGCCUUUUUUUAUACAUGUGAAGUUACACGAACGAUUGACGACACCCGCGUAGAUGCGGCUGCCUAA